Messenger RNA from Myripristis murdjan (pinecone soldierfish), 2292 nucleotides. RefSeq lists its product as uncharacterized. The transcript is spliced from 4 exons. Gene Ontology annotation, biological process: Notch signaling pathway; protein ubiquitination. Bases 174 to 1451 code for a protein of 425 amino acids. The record is from RefSeq and is a predicted model, not a curated record. Lineage: Eukaryota; Metazoa; Chordata; Actinopteri; Holocentriformes; Holocentridae.
GACGAGAUUCCGACAGACCUUGAAGGCCUCAGCCGGGGCUGCCAGCUUGUUGAAAGUGAAAGCAGCAGCUCAGUUGCGGGUUGUGUGUUGAAGCCCACCGGACGGCCCUGCGCUACACUAAACAUUACACUGUUUCCACACUACAGAGAGGCGAGGAGCAGCGCGUGUCCGGCAUGGAGUUUAUUACAGACAUCUCCAUCACUGUUGAUGAGGCUGAUUACAAAGACACUAGGAGCUUAAGGGAGAUCCUCAAAGAUUAUCAUGUUAAGAAAACAGGAUCCUGUUACCACAUAAAAGGAUCGUAUGAGGAAAUUAAUGAUGUUUUCAAUAAACUGACAACUCUAAAGGAUGGUUCCACUGGUGCUAAGUGUGGGAGCACACGUCACCAGGGUGAACACACUUCAACUCACGCCAAACCAGUGGAGGUAGCUGGAGUUGUUAUGGCCUACAUUAAGAGAAAACAUUCAGAAGAACUUGACAGAAUUCAAGGAAAAAAUGUCUUAAUUGAGACACCACACAGCAACCCAGGUGGCAAAACAAGAGUGUCAUUCAAACCAUGCCAUUCCAACACCAAACCAGUUCACACUCAACUUGCCAGAGAGAGAUUCAUCACGCUUUACCAAAGAACUGCCUCAGACCUGCAGAUGAAGUCCCUCACAGUAGAUUCCAAUGACUUCAGUUUCUUGCAGAGCAAAUUUCCAGAACUUGUUAUUGAACCCAAUCAUAACAAAAACAAAGCAAAAGUGACCGGACCUUUUGUACAAAUGCAUGCUUUGGAAGAGUUCCUCCGGAGCAAUACCUCAAAUUCGAGCAGUCCAAGGCGUACCAAUUCAACACACACUGCACGCAGAAGAGUCUCUUCUGCUUCGCCUGUGCACAGCAAACAAACUGAAGAAGAAUCAUGUGCAAUUUGUAUGGAUACCAUCACAGCAACAGAGAAGGAGACUUUGCCAUGCAAGCACUCAUUUUGCAAGGACUGCUUGAAAAUGGCUUUUAUGUACAAACCUGUUUGCCCUACAUGUGGAGAGCUAUAUGGCACUCUGACGGGAACACAACCUGACGGAGGGACAAUGGAUGUCACCAAACACAAGACAUCUUUGCCUGGAUAUGAAAAAUACGGAACAAUAGUCAUUCAGUACUACAUUCCAGAUGGCAUUCAAACGGAGGAACACCCUAAUCCAGGUCAGAGAUAUGAAGGAGCAUCACGUACAGCUUAUCUCCCAGACUCCCCAGAGGGAAGGAAGGUUCUGGAGCUGCUGAAGCGGGCCUUCAACCAACGACUCAUCUUUACUGUUGGACGGUCUUCUACAAGUGGCAGGAACAAUCUGGUCACAUGGAAUGAUAUUCACCACAAAACCUCAACACACGGAGGCCCAACUUACUACGGGUACCCCGAUCCUGAUUAUCUCAAACGUGUUCGAGAUGAACUGAAACUGAAAGGAAUUGAGUAACUCAUCUGAAAGAUGUUUAGAGGUGUUUUCACAGACAUCGUCUAACUGAGGUGUAAUCUGCACACAUGCAGUUAGAGUUUAGUAAUUGCAGCACAACAGAAAUUAAGUGCCACUUAGGUGUGAAAUUAGAGAAUCUGACACUGUGUCUGUGGGUAUCAGUGUGAUUAGGAUUACACAUGUUGCCAUUCCAUAUCUGGGUACCACAUAGAAAUAAUUUACACUGUCUACACAGUUUUCAUUAAGAGUGCAUCAACACAGGAGUAGACAUUAGGAAACAUUACAGGGACCAUCACAUUAAAGCUUCAGCUACUAGAAAUCGUUACCAUGCAGAAAAUAUUUCUUUGUGGUUUAAGCUCAUGACAGUUUGUCAGUGUUCAAGUUUGAUAUCUAAAUGGUUUAACCCUUUGAGCCAUUCAAAUUGACUUGAAUUUGUGCAAAAACACGUGGAAGGAGGCCAUAAGAAAAGGAGCAAAAAGAAAAAAAACAUCAAAUACUGAACAGAAAGUUAGCUAAUUUUAAAAAAAAAAAUAUGAAUCUAUCUGUCUGUCUAUCUAUGUCUAUCUAUCUAUCUGUCUAUACGUACAACCAUACACUUAACUAAUGAAUUAAUGAAUAUACUCAAAGUAUUUGUAUGUUUGUUUUAAAUGGUCUAAGUAGAUUUUUUCCCUUGAAAGAAUAUUUGUUGAUUUCAUAUUUUUAUCCCAAAUCUCUGAAUGAGAACUUUGCAUAUAAGACAAAUUCAGAUAACACUGGAAAUGGCAGUGUUUUUUUUCUCCCUAAUGUACAAAACAUAACAAACCAAAACUGAAAUUGUGACCAAUAAACCAUAAUACAAACUGAA